UCCCGCGGUGCGUCGUCGGUCCGGACACGGGACCAGACAAGUGAUGCUCUGAGCUGCGCUGUUGCUCCGCUGUCGCCUCGCGUCUCUGCAGCAAACAGGGCUGGAGAUGGUCCCAUGCUCGAGUCUCCGGCUCCGAUCAGAGGUUAGACUCUCAGUCAACAGAGGGCCACCGCCACAAACACAUCAACCACCCUCCUUCUGCCGUCUGGCAAGAGUCAUCCAUCUCCCUGCAUUCAUCUAAACAGCAGUGAAGACGGACAGGGCUGAGUGGUCCGGCACGUAGGGCUAUAUGUGUGUGUGUGUGUGUGAGGGGCAGUACUGUUGACCAGGCUAUGAGUGCGUCUCAGAAGGAGAGCCGUUCGAUGCUGAGUUGAGCAAAAGGAGCCAGAACAGGAGAAACUGUGAGAGGAGCAGCCAUGGGGCUCGGACAAUCCAGCAAGGCUCCGGUCACAGAUGACACGGACGAGGUCAAUUUCGACCACUUCCAGAUCUUAAGGGCAAUAGGAAAAGGGAGCUUCGGAAAGGUCUGCAUCGUGCAGAAGAAGGACACUAAGAAGAUGUACGCCAUGAAGUACAUGAACAAGCUGAAAUGUGUGGAGCGGAACGAAGUGAGGAAUGUCCUGAAAGAGCUGCAGAUCAUGCAGAACCUCGAGCAUCCAUUCCUGGUCAACUUCUGGUAUUCCUUCCAGGAUGAGGAGGACAUGUUCAUGGUGGUGGAUUUGCUCCUGGGAGGUGACCUGCGCUAUCACCUCCAGCAGAACGUUCACUUCUCAGAGAGCACUGUCAAACUCUACAUCUGUGAAUUGGCCCUGGCUCUUGGGUACCUCUGCACUAAGCGCAUCAUACACAGAGACAUCAAACCUGACAACAUACUACUGGAUGAGCAUGGCCACGUCCAUCUCACAGACUUCAACAUUGCAGCGAUUGUCAAAGAGGACUUAAAAGCAACGUCCAUUGCUGGGACCAAGCCAUACAUGGCUCCUGAGCUCUUUCAGACCUUUGAGGGUUCCCACCCUGGCUACUCCUUCUCUGUCGACUGGUGGUCGCUGGGCAUCACAGCCUAUGAACUACUAAGAGGACAGAGACCAUAUGUGAUGAGAUCCAGCACACCAGCUAAUGAGAUCCUUCAGACCUUCCACAAGGUCCAUCCCAGCUACCCAGCAGGCUGGUCUUUGGAGAUGAAGUCUCUUCUCAGAAAGUUGCUCUACAUAGAUGUCCAGAAGCGCAUUUCCUGCCUAGCUGAGCUGCAGGAUCUGGACUACAUGUCAGAUGUCAACUGGGUCGCAGUGCUCAGCAAACAUCUUCCUCCAGGCUUUAUUCCCAAUAGGCGGAGGCUAAACUGUGACCCCACAUUUGAGCUGGAGGAAAUGAUUCUGGAGUCCAAACCGCUUCACAAGAAGAAGAAACGGCUCGCUAGAAAGACCAGGGACCAGGGAUCUGAUGGAUCUCCGCAGAAUGGUCAGAUGCAGCAGCGACUGGAUAACGUCCAGAGAGACUUCAUUGUCUUCAACAGAGAAAAGUCAAAGAAAGUCGGGGUGGACACGGAGUCUUCAGAGCUUUCCACGAGUGACAAGAACAAGGCGAUAGAGGAUGGACAGAAUAAUAAUGUUAAGCCGGCUGCUUACUUAUCAGGAUAGAGCUCAUGACCCCACUCCAUUAUCACUUUCACCUGCCCACAGCUUGUAGAUCAGCAAUUUGCACACAAGACACCACAUUGUUCAUUCAGCACAGACACUCAGAAGUGGUCACCAGUGUUCCUGCACCACCAUUGCAUCUAUUCAAAAACAAAUGUAUGCACCUGUGCAUUGCUGUUCACACAUUAUGAAGAGCUGCAGAACUGCAGGAGUGAAAGUGACCUCAGGGUUUUCACUUUCCUGUCACCAAGAGGAAUGACUCUCUGCUGGGCGUCACUCAUAUUUCAUGCUCCCGUACAUCAUCCUGGUGCUCUGAGGUCGGCUCAGCCUGUCGUGUUCUGAAGUGAAGUGGCGGUCACAAAGGAGACGACGCCACAUCAGCUGCCAUUAGGAAAUAAAGCAGACAUGGUCAACGGCUUAGACUUCUCUCAGUCUCAGCAAGGCAUUUUCUGGUUAAUAAUUUAAAUUUAACAAUGGUCCUCCUGUGCUACAUUGAAUGGCAUGGCACAGGGAGUUGAGUUGGCUUCUAAAAGACAAAACUGUUGACUGGACAGCUGUGUUCCGACAUCGACAUGACUUGAGCGGGACACCAAGAGUCCACAAACAUUCAGAGGUUAAUAAGAUAAAAGGAGGCCUUUGUUUUUAUCGCAGCAACCACAGAUUCCUCCAGCAUAGAAGUUAAUGAGCUGAGCUGUAGACUUGAGCAUGAAUGGCUUACUUUAUCAUAGCAGCAGACACAUGGUCGUCAUUAUACUUAGCUUUGAUAGUCAAGAUAACAAAGACUGCAACAUUUGAUACAAGGAACUAGCUUCAUCAGAUGCAGAUAAAGGCAAAAGCAGCUCUUCUUCACUACUGUAUGAUUCAACCUGCUGUACAGCCGAUCCAGAAUUUUGAAAUGCAGAAACAAAAGUUUUGAAUUUAAUCUUGAAGGUCUAUUCGUGACCUUGGAAGUUUUUAUGGAGCUUUGUAGUUAAGGCCACGCAUGAAGUGAUAAAUUGUUUUUGUCAAAAUCCUUUAAAAGACUGAUAAUUUGGAUUAACUUUUGCCUCAAUCUGCAGGCGACCACCUAGGUUCUUCAAACAAAGCUACAAAGAAAUAGAAAAGUUAGACGGUAGAGGUUAUAUGUUCUGCACUAAGCCUCGCUUUUGCACAUGCUUCUUCAUCAAUUGUAGCAUUGAUGCACAGAGAGACAAAAAAAUCUUAAACUGUGAGUAAAUACUUAUUCCCUUAGGAAUGGUUUUUAUAGACGAAGAUUAAAGAUGAGUCCGAGAUAAGAUUAAUCUUUUUAGUUACUGUCUGCAUUGAUAUUUGUUCUUGUCAUUUUUUUUUGUGUGUUGGAUACACAAUUACAUGUGUGCCACCAGAUAAGUCUGUACACUGGGUCUGUAAUGAGUUGCAGUUGGCAUUCAACAGUAAUCUGAAAUUCCACACCAUCUGGAAAACAGUGGGGGGGAAAAAAUCUCAAUAUUGAUUUUUCAGAAAAUAAUGAAGGGAAACAAAUACCAGGCAAGGAAAUACCGCUCAUUCAUACUGUAAGAUUAACUAAAGACACCGGCCUCUGAGGUGUGCUGAUGGUGUACGUUGCCUUAUUCUUGAGAUAUGGCACUAGCUGGUUUCCUUAAAUUGAAUGUGGAGGUAGUAAAAACCUGAGCUUUUUCACAAUCAAUAAAUAAAUGUGAUUUCUACUAAGGCUGAGCCAUUCAAUCGACCCCGAUCUUAUCUAUCUCUAAUAUGACUCAACUCGUUCAAGUCUAUAAUACUUGUUAUUAUAUUUAAACAUAUAUAUAUAUCUAUUCAGUUCAAACUGUCUGCACUUUUCUAUUUAAAAUUGGUACAACGUUUUGACCUUACCUUUGUGUUGUUGUUGUUGUUGUUAUUAUUGUCAUUGUCAUCACUGAUGUGAUUGAACAGAUCCAGAGGUGGUUUCCUUUGUAAGUUGUAAGAUAAAGUGGGUCAGUUCAAACAGAUGGACUAUAGGUAAACCCAGAGAAAAAUAAUAUUUGCUAAUGGUUAUUUUAUUUCUUUCAUAUGUAAUAGGAGCGCCAUGUUUUUUGAUUUGCAGAUUAGAUCCUUCCAAAAGGCGAAGGUAUAAAAUAUCACAGACAUAUAAGAAUUGACUCUGGAAAAACAAAUUAAUUAAAAACCCAUUGUAAUAAUAAUGUAAUUAUUUCCCAUUGGAGAAUUUCAUCCCUCACUAAGGUUUUGUCGUCCUUCUGUUUUCACUGUGUGUUCAUUGUAUUUAAAUGUGAUGGAGUUGCAAACUAUUAAGGUGUGCCUUAAAUAAUGAAUUUCUUUUUUU
Paralichthys olivaceus (Japanese flounder) is the source of this 3933-nucleotide messenger RNA. It is a transcript of the gene stk32a, whose product is annotated as serine/threonine kinase 32A. Gene Ontology annotation, biological process: protein phosphorylation. NCBI's taxonomy places the organism in Eukaryota, Metazoa, Chordata, Actinopteri, Pleuronectiformes, Paralichthyidae. Gene Ontology annotation, molecular function: protein kinase activity; ATP binding. The record is from RefSeq and is a predicted model, not a curated record.